AUGACUGCCUCCGUGGAAACCCCGACUCCUGAUUCCGACCCCCUCCAUCUCAAAGCGCACGUCGAGCGCCUCCUCUCAGUCCCCAAUGGCACUUCCGCGGGCCCUUCCGGGACGACCCAGCACGACCCGUAUGCGGUCCCUCUCAAGACCGAGCACGCAUACACAGCUCGCAAGAUCCGCGUCAUCACCAUCGGUGCUGGCUUUUCCGGUCUGUUAAUCGCGCACAAGAUCCAACACCGUUUCCCAGAACUAGAUGGGUACGUAUCGCACACCAUCUUCGAGGCUCGAGGGGAUGUAGGCGGGACCUGGCUCGUCAACACCUACCCCGGCGUGCAAUGCGAUGUCCCCGCGCAUGCAUAUGCCUUCCCCUUCGACCCCAACCCCAACUGGAGCAAGUUCUAUGCCAGCGGAACAGAGAUCCAGGACUACAUCCAUCGGACAGUCCGCAAGUGGAACCUUGAUCGUGACCUGCAGUUGAACACGCGGGUUGUGGAGAUGGCCUGGCAGGCCGAGAAGGGGGAAUGGAGAGUCGAGGUGGAAAACACACUCACGGGAGAGAAGCGUGUUGAAUAUGCGGAGAUCGUCCUUUCAGCCCAGGGAGUUCUUGUACAUCCCGUGUGGCCCAAAAUUCCUGGCUUCGACGUCUUUAAGGGCCACCUCACGCACUCGGGAGACUGGGACCACGAGUUUGAUUACUCGGGGAAACGCAUCGCUGUCAUUGGUAAUGGAUCGUCAGGCAUUCAGAUCACACCUCAGAUGGCAAAUUUGCCCGGAACAACGGUUAUGAACUUCAUGCGCAGUCCCGCGUGGGUGUACCUUCGUGUUCCGCCGUCCAGGCACCAUGGAAAUGACGACCCUAAUCCGAACCCGCCAUACACCGAGGAGCAAAUCAAGGCAUUCCAAGACCCGGAGACGCAUCGACAGUACCGGAAGGGCAUCUUGGGGAGAACGAACAAAACAUUCAGACUGUUCAUAAAAGGAAGCAAUAACGACGAAGCACAGAGUUUCGGCAGAAAUCAAAUGGCUGAGAAACUUAACCACGACCCCGAGCUGUGCGAGAAGCUCAUCCCCAAGUUCGAGGUCGGCUGUCGUCGCGUCACCCCGGGUCAGGGUUAUCUCGAGUCAUUUUCCCUGCCGAACUGCAAUCUGAGCAACAGCACCAUCACCCACAUCAGUGAGAACGCAGUGCACACGGCAGACGGGAAGGCUUUUGAGUGCGAUGUUGUCAUCUGCGCCACCGGCUUCGAUGUCUCGCACAUUCCCCAUUUCCCAAUCAUCGGCAAAGACGGUCAACGACUGGCCGACAAGUGGAAUAUCGAUCCGGAGACAUACCUGUCCGUCUCGACAGUAGGCUUCCCAAACUACUUCAUCAUGAUGGGCCCCAACUGUCUCGGCGGGCACGGCUCCCUGGUCGAGUCCCUCAACUGGACGGGCGAUUACUUCAUGAAGUGGAUCCGCAAGAUCGCCACGGAAGACAUCAAGUCCGUCGAGCCCAAGCUGGACGCGGAGAAGGCAUUCGUGCAAUACGGCGAACAAGUGCAUAAGACGCUUGUAUGGACGGGCGGCUGCAAGAGCUGGUACAAGCGGGGGACGGCAGACGGCCGUGUUGUGGCGCUGUUCGGCGGCAGCGCGAUCCUGUUCCGCCGGAUGAUGCAGGAGAUUCGUGGGGAGGACUGGGAUAUUGAGUACUCGAGUGCCAAUCGGUUCCGGUUUAUGGGCAAUGGGUUUACGGCCUGGGAGAUGAAGGAGGAUAGUGAUUUGGCGUGGUAUGUGGAGUUGCCUGGCAUGACACAUCAGCUGGAUACCAUUUAA
Molecule: messenger RNA, 1812 nt
Organism: Aspergillus candidus
Lineage: Eukaryota; Fungi; Ascomycota; Eurotiomycetes; Eurotiales; Aspergillaceae
Product: flavin-containing monooxygenase
Exons: 4
Coding region: 1-1812 (603 amino acids)
Molecular function (GO): NADP binding; flavin adenine dinucleotide binding; N,N-dimethylaniline monooxygenase activity
Source: RefSeq, a predicted model, not a curated record